Brenthis ino (lesser marbled fritillary) is the source of this 570-nucleotide messenger RNA. The record is from the annotation of a GenBank genome assembly. NCBI's taxonomy places the organism in Eukaryota, Metazoa, Arthropoda, Insecta, Lepidoptera, Nymphalidae.
AUGUUAUAUUUACAAACACUACAAAGAUACCUUCACUUUACCGAAGAGGAUCGUCAACCACACAGACUACCAAUUUAUUCUAAUACAUCUAAUGAAGAUUCAAAUGAGUCUAAAAUUGUCUUUAAAAAUAAAGACAGCGACCUAAGACGUAUAGUUGAUGCUGAAGCUUUGUUGGAGGAGAAUGGAUUCAUUAAAAGUCAGUUAUUAUUAAACUUAGUGGGAACAAAUAAAAGUAAAAUACAUUGGGAUAAUGAAGACACAGUCAUAAUUGAUAAUGAAAAAAUUCCUGGAAGUAAUAUCGUUGAUUUAAUAAAUGAUUCACUAAGCCCCUUAAAAAGAAGUGAUCCGAUAGGGUGGGAUAGAUUUGCUAAAGCAUUAAAAGAUAUUAAAGUACCACUUACUUAUAUUGGAAACCCAAAAAGAUGUGACUUUAUUAAUCAGCUUCAAGCAAAUGAUCUGAAAAUAACCUCUGAGAUUGAAGAUCAAGAGUUUUCUACACCGAGCAGUGAAGAUAAAAGAUCUUUAAAUAAAAUACGGAGAAAGCUCGAAUGGGAAAAAUGGACCCCGUAC